AUGUUCAACUAUGCCUAAUAUUUAGAGCCUUAUUUUUGUAUCACUAAUUCAACUGAUAUUUGUAAUCUUCAAUUCUUUUCUAAUAACGGCGAUUAAAGGAAAUCUUGUUAUUUCGCAAAAGAUUUCUGGGUAGAUCAAUUGCCAUUGUUAUUUCAUAGAAUUAAAGAGUUUGGAGUUUUAUUCAUCUCGUUUUAAUCUGUCAAACAUGGAAGAAAGUAACAUACUCUAAACUAUCCUAUUAUUUCCAAUCGGCAACUAAUCUAAUUGAUUAAACUAAUCCAUUAUAUUAUUUCAGGAAUAAUUUCAUGUCUUGGAAUUGCUUUCUUAAUACAUAUUGCCCAAAUACAAAUAGCGAAAUGGAGAGUUUCUAUUGUAAGAACCUAUUUUUUGUUUCAAAACUUGAAUCAAGCUCUGAUCGAUUAAGACAAUGAGAUCUAAAGAUUUUUGGAGGUCGAUGAAUUGUCACACAUGAAGUACUACUCUCUUAUGAAAUUAUAUAAAAAUGGUUAGUAAUCUCUCAAAUAAGAAUACAGAAAUAUCGAUCAUCGAUUAAAUAGAAAUUUUAGGAUAAACAAUUGGCUCUGGUUUUUAAAUAGAUGCUUUGGAACUAAUCUAUUUCAUUCCUUUCUAUGAAUUAUUUUUAAGCUAAGGUGCAAGAAGUCAUUGAUUUUCAUAAUGAUGUCCAAUACCUAGAACUUGCUUUUAGUAAUCGCUCAGUACAUUUCAUAUAAUCAUAUGCAAAUCCAUCUACUCAGUAGAUGAGAGAGUACACCUACGAAGAAUUACGAUCGGAAUCAAAAAAAACUUGA
This is a messenger RNA of Paramecium octaurelia, 809 nucleotides long. The record is from the annotation of a GenBank genome assembly. NCBI's taxonomy places the organism in Eukaryota, Ciliophora, Oligohymenophorea, Peniculida, Parameciidae.